GGGUCUGGCAGGACGCUGUGAAUUACUAUUAAGCAGUAUUAUCUCCACACACUUCUCACAAGACAAAGAGCACUGCAGACUACUGGAGAUAACACUAUACAUGCAAUGUGUUUGGUGAUAUUCAUAGUGCCGCGUGGCUUCUUGAGUCUAUGAAGCUAAUAUCCACAGGAUGGAUAAGAAAUGCAAAAAGAUGAAAUCCCGUGAGUAGAUGCAACUCAUGAAUAAGUGUAAGACAGCUGAGAGAGGAGAGUUAUGUUCUGUGGGGCCUUCUGCGGGGAAUGUGGAACAACAUGGGAUCUUGUCACAGAUUUUCUUUCAUUGUUCCUUCGUACUCUCCACAAAUUGAUUUUAAUAUGUUGCAGCAAUUAAACACACUGCAUUAUGGUGAUGCAAAAUGUCUGUAAAAGAUAAUGCUGGGACUGAUGGGAGGGGAGAUCAUUUGUAUUAGAUAAGCAGAUACAGAGAUUCUUGCUUUAUAUUUUUUAAAUCAAUAAACAGUGAUUUUCAUGGUGUUUCUUCUUUAAUGAUAGAGAGUCAUAGAACUAAUGAUAGCAUUUGAAUUACAGCAGCUUUUUAUGUCAGCUGUUAGAAAUCAGUUUAAGUUGGAUUUGUAGAAAAUCUUCUUGAAUAGCCAUAAUAGCAUGCACCAUUCAUUUUAAUAGUUCAUGACAGAUGGAAAAGGGAAAGUAAAGAAUAGAAACUGUGGAGAGGUGAUAACAUCAGUUUAGAUGCCACUGAGCUUUUGAAAGUUCAGAAAAGAUUUGGCACAAUUUCUGAUAGUUUUUAAAUAGACUAAUGCCAUGAUAUAAUAGAAACUCCUAUGUUGUGAUAACUAAGGAUAUGUAUUUUACAUUUCAGUAGAGAUGGAAUGUAAUUUCUUCACAAGGAAAGUGACAUUUGUACUGCUUUGUUUAUGUGGCAUACCUGCUUGAUGCUGUAUUUUUACACCAUGGAGCUACAUCUAAGGGGGCUGUUAGGCAGAUGAAACUAUGAAGGACAGAGAUGAGACAGAAAGAUGGUAUAUCUGAAGGGUCCCCAUAUUAUUAAAGGGAGCAAAACCUCCUCAGAAGGUUUAGGCUAAUGUUUAAAUAGGUACUUCUCUGGGCCUUAUUAUGGCUUUCAGGUAAAUAAAGACCAUUUGAAAUUUUGGUAUGCCUGUUACUGAUGAUGUCCAUCAAUCACUGGUCUAGUUUCCAUGAACACUUUUCUUACUGGGUAUCUACUUAGGUUGGGAAGGAAACCCAGUGGUUCAGGCCAGCAGCACUUGUCCUCUGUAAAGAGAAGACGGCAGCAUGCACUGAAGGGGCCUGUCACAGACCUGUGACCUACAGGUGCAACAAGAAAAGCAUUACAGCUUUUCUUCAAGCAAGAAUUCUUCACAGAGAAAUAAAGAGAGUGGUGCGUCAUGUUUUUCAAGUCACUGGGCUUCUUGGCAGCCUGGAUGAUAAAUCACUUGAAGUAGGAGUCACGAGAGCCAAUUACUGCCAGACACUUCUCUUCUCUGCCUCCAGCAGCACGGCAGCAGGGCUAGCACAGGCAGAGACGUCUACUUGCUGAAUAGAAGUGAGCAACAGCAAAGAGUUGAAUGAAAAAAAGAUGAAAAAACUACCCUGACAACUAUUUAUUUCCAUUUCCUCUGGAUUCGUGUGUGAUGAGUGCAUCACAUCUAAGGAGCAUUGGGUAUUGUACGUGUCCUGCACAACAGUCUGCUCCUGAGCAGCAGGUAGAGCACAACAAGAAUGUACUGAAUGUGCAAUAUAGGCACCAAAUAACCACCUUGUACCUGAACAUCUUGAGGAGCCAUCAGGCUUUCCAUCGGUUUGAGCAACACAUUAAGCAACUCCAUGGGAUUCCUGACUAUAUUUUUUUUACGGCAUGUGCUUGCAUUGUAGCUAUGUCUUUCUGCAUGUCUGCUGCAUUAAGUAUGCACACAUUUCUGCCUCAGACAGCCCUGCUAUUGUACAAAAUUGUAUAUAGUUUCACAGCAAAUGCUGAAUGACUUUCAGUUCGAAAAACAAGGUCUAAGAGGCAGAUGAAACAAACAGGAAAGGGGAAAAGGAGUCAUGUUAAAAAAGUCAGCAGCUGAAUUAUUGUUUCAAAGUUGUCCUUUGUUGUGCCUUCCAGCAUUACAAGGGCACAGUGGGGUUCUUCUCAUAGCUUUGAUGGAAAACACUUGGAAUUAUCCCUUAAUGUUUAAUCAUAAGUCUUUAAUGCUGUAGGAAGUUGCUAGGCAUCAAUGUGCUGCCCUUAGGAUGCACUCAUGCAGUGGCUCACCUCAAGACUUGCUGUGCCAGCUGCACGGGGUCCAGAUAUCCGGCUGGGUGAGUGGCACAGGGGAGCUGGGAAGGCAGAGCUUGGCUGAGUUUUCUCCAUUGCAGUUUGUGGGCCUGUUCCUAUACAGGCUUCAGUAUUAAAUCUAAACUCGUCAGCAAGGACAUGAUGAAGGCAUUCUUUGUUUUUUAGCAUUUACAAUCUGUUUAACUCAGUAGCUGCCUUUGUACUCAUAGAUAACAGCAUGUAACGUUAGCUACGUUGUCCAAGUACUAAAUCCAAAUGUUAGGCAUAAAUGAUGCAGGUGUGUGAACUUGAGCAGAUAUUUUUAUUGUGAAAAACUAUUGUUGCUAAAUAACUAACAAGUUUUGCAAGGAAAACAUAAUUAUAAAGAAUCUUUUCCGUCUCCCACGCUAACUGAAUGAGCAGAAUUCUUCCAUACUGCUUUGCAGAUGUUAUUGAAUUACUGGAUUAACACUGGGUUGCUGUUUUACCUUUGCCCCACGCAGCAGAAGAGUGUUGAGUCUUUUGAACUGGAAAGCCUUGACUAUCUUUUUCCCUUUCAAUAGAACUGUACUCAUUCAGAACACUGGGUUUAAUUAUAUUUUAUCUGUACUCCCUGCAUUUUCUUUGUUGAUAAAGGAUCUGCCAAUAGAAAGCAAAUAGGACUGAGAAACAGCCUUCUUUUCAACAACUGUUCCUUAAUUCUUGCACAGAAGAGAGAGGUUCAUAAAUUCUGCUUACACAGUAGAUCAGCAGGGUCUUCCAUCCACUUCUAAGGGCUCAUCUCUGGGCUGAAAAGAUCAAGCAACAACAGGCCGUGGUGGUAUCUUGUAAGACGUGGAAACUGCAGGGUGUCUGCACUGUCCUGUGUUUCCUCCUUAAGCUAAUGGCAUCUGAAAGAGAAGUCCUACUGAAAACAUGGCGUUCUAUUUGAUGAGCACUACUGGAAUUAAAACAACAGUUCCAGGCUUUCUUUUGCAAGAUGGUGCGUUUGCCUCAAGUGGGUGCUUACAGAAGGAAAUUGGCUUUGGCUGAGUUGGUUCAAGUAAAGCUGGCUCAGGCUUCGGAGUGGUGGAGAUGUUAAGUUAAAAGAGAGAAGAAAGCUGAUGAAGCAUCUAUUUUCAAUCAGGGUUCUUCACUGAAGAACAGAUGGACCAAACAUUUCUGUUUAAAAAACGACUGCAAAGUUGAAUUCUUUUGGAGCUCAGCAGCAGCCCUGGUUUUCUGUAUCGCUUCUGGCCAUUUCAGGAAAGGAAGAGCUCGUUAUUAUUAUCAUCCAAAGUGCCUUUUUGCUUCUGGGACCCAAACAGAAUCCCCCCCGCCACCGUUUUAGCAGCUAACAUCCACAAUGGGGGCAACUGAUCCAGCGCGGGAGUUAAAUAUAACCGUGCCUAGUGUAAGGAGAAGAGUGAAUGGGAAAUGGUUGGCAUUCCUUCUUCCUGAAGGCACGGCGAGAGAGGGAGCGGGCGAGAGCCGUGCACACACACAGCCACACAGCAGCACAGACGCGCGGCCGGCGAGGAAGAGGAAGCGAGCAGGAGGCAGAGCAGAGCCCGCAGCUCGCCGUGCCCGCGGCUGGCAGCAUGUCCACCCUCAGCAUGGCCACCUGGGGACUGUACCUGCAGCUCCUCUCCUGCUGGGCUUUCUCUCAGAGCCCCUAUGCUGACGAUGCCUUCUCACUCUCAGCAGAUCUCCCUUGUUUGGAACAGAAGAAGCAGCCUACCCACAGAGCAUGCUGCCUCCUCAUCCCGCCGCCGCCACCCAUGUUCCCACCACCGCGCUUCAGGAACGACUGGAGCUCUAGGCUGCUUGAUUUGGACAUGAAGGGAUUGUGUCAAGAGCUCCAGACAACACAGGCCUUCUCUCUGCCUGAGUCACAUUGCCCUGCAGGGCCUCCUGGCCCCCAGGGUCCACAAGGAAUUCCUGGUAUAAUGGGACCAAAAGGGGAAAAAGGGGAGAUUGGCAGGCCGGGAAGAAAGGGUAGACCAGGUCCCCCGGGUGUCCCUGGGAUGCCAGGACCAAUGGGAUGGCCUGGACCUGUGGGGCUGAAGGGUGAAAAGGGAGAUUUGGGUGUGAUGGGAUUGCCAGGUACCAGAGGACCAAUGGGCUCCAAGGGUUUUCCAGGAACUAGAGGAGAAAAGGGUUCCAGAGGAGACAGGGGUGACAAAGGAGUCAAAGGAGACCAGGGAGAAACAGGCUCCCCAGGAAUGCUGGGACAGAAAGGAGAGAUGGGCCCAAAGGGGCAAUCUGGAGCACCAGGACACAGAGGACCUAUAGGAAGACCUGGAAAACGAGGCAAACAAGGGCAAAAGGGAGACAUUGGACCUGUGGGUAUCAUGGGCCCACCUGGAAGGCCUGGUCCUUCUGGCCAGCCAGGCCCCCCUGGACCUUCAGGAUUAGGGCAUUUUGCAAUCGGACCAAAAGGGGAAAGAGGACUUCCAGGACCUCCAGGAAGAUGUCACUGCAGACCCCCACAGCAUGUGAAUAAUCCACCGUAUGAGGAAUCUGUGUUUGGACACAGGUAUCCAAAAGUCCCUGCGAUUUUUGUGGUGAAUAAUCAAGAAGAAUUGGACCGGUUACACACUGAAAAUGCCUUAGCUUUUAGAAGAGACCAGAGAUCUUUGUAUUUCAAGGAUACCUUUGGAUGGCUCCCAGUCCAGCUCACCCCUUUCUACCCUGUGGAUUACCGUGUGGAGAUUCGCAGUACCUGUGGAGAUGGGAUCAUUCAGGAUGGGGAAGAGUGUGACGAUGGCAACACGGUUGUGACAGAUGACUGCAUAAGAUGCCGCCGUGCUUAUUGCGGAGACGGCUACAGACAUGAAGGGGUGGAAGACUGUGAUGGGAAGGAUUUUGGAUAUUUGACAUGUAAAACAUAUCUCCCUGGGUCUUAUGGAAAACUGCGAUGCACUUCUUACUGCUACAUUGACUCUACACAGUGCCGAUACUUCACAUGAGGGGAGCAGAGAAGGGCAGCAUCCCACACAUCACGGGGUGCGAGGUGCUAUGCUAUUGUCUAUCCAGGAAGGUCUGGGAUUAAAAAAAAAAAGAAGAAAAAGGAAAAAAAAAAGCCAUCUCUGUGUGAAAACAAUCAGACUUUGUGCCGCUGAUGGCCAUUUUGAGAUGUUUGUCUUUCUUUUAAUCCAUUAAGCCAGAUUCUCAAAACAUAGGACCACUGUAUCCUGUCUUAAUAGAGAAACUCAAACAGUGCUUGCCAGUAAGACCCAUGGGGAUGUGUGUGGGGACUUACUCUGUCACAAAUGCUACUGGAAACCAAAUGCCACUAACCAGGAAUAUUGUGUAACAAGACAACAUUACCUCGGCUUAGCACUGUUCAGCCUAAAUUAAGUUCUUCAGGGUUUUUGUUUUUCAGCCUUCUCAGCAUAAACACAAAGCAUAUCUUGGACAUAGUGUUUAUAGAGACUUUCUCUUUUAUUACCAUGUGAACUUCCUUUGUGUUGUAUCCAGGGGGGUGUGUUGAUGGCUUCAGCGGCAUCGUGGUUAGCUGCACGGCUUUGUGGGUCAGAGGAGCAGGGGCCUUCCAGUAAAUGCUUUAAAGACAAGCAGAUGAGGCAAAAACCCUCCAGGAAAAUGGUCGGGCUGCAUCCAUCUGCACCAUCCACAGAAAUGUGGGCUAUCACGCCAAGUCUCAGCCCGCAGGUCACAAAGGCCAAAGGGGGCAACCAAAUGGUGAUGCAGCCAAGGUGCUCUCGGUUCAAGGAGGACAUCAGGCUGGGAGCAGAGACAUAGGAUGAGCUGCAUUCUGUGUGAGCCUAACAGGACUGGGGAAGUGUUGGGUCAGCAAAGCUGCCCGCCUGGAACCUCAAUGCAACCACGCCUGCACUCUGGUCUCGGCAUUGAAAGGCCUUGUUCUUCUCUCAUGAUCCACCCCAACUCCAUCCUUCCAUGAUGGCCGUACCCAUCCUGUGUACUGACCCCUCUGGACCACUCUCCUCUCCUGCCGUUGUCUGGAGCACCCUGCAAUGUGCCUCCUUACUUUUAUAUCCCCGUGACACAAAUCCUGGCCUAGUGCACUUGUGGGUGCUCGUUCAUGCUGUAUGAUGUACAUAUAUCUUUGUUUUUCAUGAUGUUUGGUCAACUCUGCUAGCUCUGAUAGGAGUCAGGGUAAUUAUCUACUUAUUUAUUAGCACGCAUUUAAGAACAGAUUUCAUAUGGGAAGCAUAUUAAAUACUGUAUGUGCAAAAGGGUUCAUAACAGAGGAAAAUGGUACAAAGAUGUGUGGAAUUCAGGACUAAGAGCCUCAAACCAAGGUGUGAUUUUCAUACAGGCCACUCUUUGCUGCUUUGCUGCAAAUGCUGUACUUUAAUGUUUGAAGUGUAUGAGUUGCUUGUCACAACGGGAGCACCACAGCAGCUGCACUUACACGGUUACUUCUUACAGGUUGAAUAAAGGUGGGUAUUACGUUAUAAUGAUAAUGCAUUAAAGCAACCAAGAAUACAUACAACUUCUACCACGUGUAUAGGAGGCUUUAGCUCUGCAUGUCCAAAGUGAUGCCGGAAAUCAUCAAUUAAAAGUAAAAUAAAAUUAAUGUACUUUAUGGCUAUUGCUUACCUGGGCUGCUUGUGCUGUGAAGCUCAGCCACCAACAGCUGUAGCCUGUUUCAAUAGCUCAGAACCUUUCUUCUCGUUGCCUUGUUUUGCUUUUUCUUUUUAAUUUAAACAGAGGUCUUAAUAAAAGGUCAAAGAACCAAAGGGGCAAGGAACUCGCCAUAAGCUCUGGAAAUCCGUGCACUAGAAUAGCUGCCUUGUAAUGUCCCACACUUGUGCACAGGAAUGGGUUUCAGCUGGUGGGAUCCUGCUGGGAUCCAGCACUUUCUCCAAGGAGUCCAUCUCCACUUGCAGCCCCCCAGAAGGCUGGAGGCCUUGAAAAAUGUGGACGUCCCAGUGGCCUUUCACUUUCAGCUUUAAGUCCUGUUGUUUUUAAAAGCUCCUACCUCCAAAGGACAUUGUAAAGCCAAAGUGCACCAAGGGCAGGAAAAGAAAAACAAGUCAUGAUCUCACACAUCAAAUUGUAGUGUGCUGCACAUAGAGAAGAAGUGCAGCAUCAGCCCAGUCAGAAAACAAAGCGUGGAUUUUAGAAGGACUGUAUUAAUACAGCACAAAAAAAAUUCAACAUCUUAACAAAAGGAAAUGCAAGUUGUAAGGGAAAAAAAAAGUCAUGGAACAAGUUUCUUACUACCAUUGUUGUCUUGUUCCCCUCUGAUGAUAAAGCAUCAUAAAAAACAUCUGAGGAGGUGUUUAAGUAUUCAUGUUAUAAAAGACUGCAAAUAAACCUUCCUCCUUAAUUCAGAUGUAUCUAUUAUUAAUUGAGGAUUCAUCAGCUGGAUGGUGCCUGGGAUGCUAUGAUUUACCUUCCCUCCUUGCCUGAGUUUCUUAAUGCAUUGUGCCAAGUGUGGCUCAAAAGUUGAUUGAGAUACUUCAGUUCCUCGGCCUUCUGUAGCAGCAAAUGCCUGUGGGAAAGUUUUCUAAUCAUUAAUGCGCAGCUGCAGAUGAACUCGGAAUUAGUAGGAGCUUACAUCAUGCACUCUAUUUAAUGUAUACUAAAAAGCCAGCUUGCACUUAAUAUGUGAUUAAAUAUGUGUAGUUACCUACUGCAUGUAUUAACAGCUCGUGUCAAUAAAUCAUGCUACCUUA
This is a messenger RNA of Gallus gallus (chicken), 7925 nucleotides long. RefSeq names its product collagen like tail subunit of asymmetric acetylcholinesterase (gene COLQ). The transcript has 21 exons. Bases 3687 to 5228 code for a protein of 513 amino acids. The record is from RefSeq and is a predicted model, not a curated record. NCBI's taxonomy places the organism in Eukaryota, Metazoa, Chordata, Aves, Galliformes, Phasianidae. Gene Ontology annotation, molecular function: heparin binding.